CUGUGAACGCUAGUACUAUCUGUUCGAUACAUUGCUCUUGCUACCCAACCUCUACCUACCUGAUUAGUCGAAUCUCACAUUUACCUUCCAUCUAGACAGCUUAGUAAAAGCCCCCUGGAUGUUUAGAGCCGCCAUGACGCACCAACAACAGCAGGGACAUUGGCUAGACAAGUAUGCAACAGGGUAUGCUCCUUGGACGCUUUCGACUGCUCCAGAUGGGGGUCAGACAUUUAAGCGUCCUCUUGGGCUAGUGGAAACUUCUUUUGACGUAGAUGGCAUCUACUAUGGCGGUCGGGCAGACAUGAACACGCUCUUUACCCUGACCAUGCAGCACAAACUCCCACAAGACGAGCUCCGGCACAGAAUAGCAUCGGCUUGGGCUUGUCUUUGCCUGCAGCACCCUCUUCUUCUCGCCCGUGUGCAUGAGGAUCCAGAUACCGGGAUUCGUGGCUUCGCAGUGGAUAUUCCCUCUACGCCAGACGCCGCGGUCCAAGCUGUCAAGGACAACAUUGUGUGGAUCGAAGACGUGUACGAGAAAGUCAACGAGAAUGAACUCUACCACCAUGCCUUUAAUACGACCAGAAUCAUCGAGCCUAGGAAAUGCCUGGCGAAACUACUUGUCCUGCCCAUCGAGCGCAUGCCUGACGGGACCUUCUCCCUCCGCUUUCUCAUAGUCAUUGCGCACCAGAUCUCCGACGGUUUAUCAGCAUACAGUUGGUUCAGUCACUUUGUUCGCAUUCUCAAUCAGCCACGCCAGGAUAUUCUCGCGGACAUGGAGGCGUUCGGAAAGGCAGACAAGAUGAAAGCGAUUCUACCAGCAGCGCAAGAAGACUUGUACCCACGCAUUGCCGGGAACAAGGCAAGGCAACGCUGGUUCUGGGCUUUGAUCCGCGUGCUGCGCCACGUGAAAAAGGAGUUGCCGCCGACAUUUACGAAUCCCCUUCGCCGGGAGCAAAGAUUAGAGGAGCCGGUGCCGUUGGAGCCAAAGUUUGACAAGAUUUUCGAUUAUAGCCCCGCGACACGACCCCCAAUGUCGUGUGGACACAUCAGUGCCUCGCUCUCUGCUGCUGCCUCAUCCCAGCUCAUCUCGCUCUGCCGCUCCGCUCAAGUGUCUGUAGGCGCAGGCUGCUUUGCGCUCGUUGGACUCGCCAUGAUGUCAAUCCACGAAACGCUGCAUCCCUCGUCUCAAUACCCGUCGUUUGCAACGUCGUUCCCACUAAACCCACGCGGCUUCUUCGCAAACCCACCGCCUACAGACUCAUGCAUGCUGGCUUUUUGCGAAGGCAUCGUCAUGCCUUUUCUCACUUCGGACCUACCGGCCCAAGCACGAUUCAAGCUGGCCGCCAAGCACGCGAACCGCGAACUGAGAGUGUACCAGAAGCGCUUGAAGGGCAAAGACAUGACAAGGGGUACCGCAGGGAUCCUGGACAAGCACUCACCAGGCCGCCUCCUAGCCACGGGCUACAUUGCGCAAAUGGAGCCAACGUGCGGUAUUUCGUCCAUGGGUCCUCUUGCAGCCUUAUUCCAGCGCGGGGCCUACAACCUCCAGGAGCUGGGGGAUAGGGACUUUGCAGCCGAGUUUCGGAAUGUGAGGAUGGGGGUGAGGGCGAGGGAGAAUGAGUUUCUGGUGGGCAGCUGGACGAGCGUAGAGGGCAUUGUCGAGUUUGGCGUGAGCUAUGAUUUGAAUGCUAUUAGCGAGGAGAGGGCGGAAUGGUGGAAGAGGACGAUUGAAGGGAUUGAUCUGAUGUAG
Messenger RNA from Exserohilum turcica Et28A, 1750 nucleotides. RefSeq lists its product as uncharacterized. The record is from RefSeq and is a predicted model, not a curated record. The transcript has 4 exons. Bases 119 to 1750 code for a protein of 543 amino acids. NCBI's taxonomy places the organism in Eukaryota, Fungi, Ascomycota, Dothideomycetes, Pleosporales, Pleosporaceae.